Molecule: messenger RNA, 1987 nt
Organism: Dermacentor silvarum
Lineage: Eukaryota; Metazoa; Arthropoda; Arachnida; Ixodida; Ixodidae
Product: acetylcholinesterase
Exons: 3
Coding region: 162-1823 (553 amino acids)
Biological process (GO): choline metabolic process; acetylcholine catabolic process
Cellular component (GO): plasma membrane
Molecular function (GO): acetylcholinesterase activity
Source: RefSeq, a predicted model, not a curated record
UCCCUUCGUGCGUUCGCAGUGUUUUCAGAGCUUACGUCCAAAUUGAACUUGUGCAGUCUCUGUAUUUGCGUGCAAGGGCCCAGUAAUAUACCCACAGUAAGUGAAGUGUUUUUUUUUUUCGAAAAAACGGGAACAAAGGAACGCCGUCGUAUUGGAGCUCCAUGAUGGGAGUAAGGAACAGUGUGGGACAGCCUGCGCGGAGAACCUGGAAAUCUGCGCCACUCUUAACGUUAAUUUGUUUGGGGCACAUCGCUAAGAUAUCUUCCGUCAUUGUGUCGACGACUAACGGACUCGUCCAGGGGCACACGUACACAUUCUUGGACAAGCAAAUACAAGUUUUCCUUGGAGUUCCAUAUGCUAAAGUACCGAUCGGUGAGCUACGUUUCCAAAAGCCACAGCUUCCAGACUCGUGGGAUGGCAUCUACGAUGCAACUUCCGUGAAAGAAUCCUGUAUGCAGGCACGAAUUCCGUGGGUCUUCCGUAUACCAACGCCGCUUUCCGAAGACUGCUUGUACCUGAACGUCUGGACUCCAAACGCGUCACAAGGAGCGCAUCUUCCAGUGUUGGUGUGGUUUUACGGCGGAAUAUUCAAGAUAGGUUCGGCCUACGAAACCAGGUACAAUGCUACCGCCUUAUCCGCUCUCAAUGAUGUUGUCGUAGUGACGUGUAACUUUCGAAUGUCUAUAUUUGGUUAUUUGGAUGCAAAGUCAGAACAAAUUCCGGGCAACGUGGGUCUGUGGGACCAAUUGUACGUGCUGCAGUGGGUGCAUGAUAACGUAUUAGCCUUUGGUGGAGACCCGAAUUUGGUAACCGCAUUUGGCGAAAGCUCUGGUGCUAUGGCCAUUCAUUACAUAUUGUUGUCGCCGUACAGCUCCGGCCUGUUCCGUCGCAUUUUUCUCAUGAGCGGAACGCAGAACACUGACAGUGACUUAGAUUCAGUGUGCGAAAGUACCAUUAAAGGUAAUGCCGCUGCCAAAGCGUUGGGCUGCGCAGGCCCCUUCAAGGAUCUGGAAAAUCACCCGGCGGCCGUGCUUGACUGUCUUCGAGGGAGAUCGGCUGUGGAAGUCAGUGAAGCUGCCGAGAACGUGACAGCGCCGAAAGUCCUGGCUUUUCUGCCUACUUUCGGGACAGAAUUUUUACCACAGUUACCGUCCGUUGCCAUAGACCAAGGGCGGUUUCGCCCUGUUGAUGCGAUGAUCAGCGUUACUGCAAACGAGGGAGCAUUUGCAUUUGUCAUGCAACCAGACACUGACCUUCUGUGGGACGAUCUUAGUGGCCGGAACAGAGACGACUUGGAGAACACCUUACAUGAAAUCCUAUCACCGUGGCUCAAGGAUAAAAUCCUUCCGUUGGCCGAAGUCUACUUAAAUGCAGUUUCUCCCGAAGGCAAUGCUGAACUGAGGCAAGCAGUGGCGGAUGUCAUCGGAAAUCACUACUUCUACUGUCCGAGCAGAUUUUUUGCCGAGUUGCAUACAGCGAAAGGCGGCAACGUGUACCCUUUUGUGUUCGGUCAUCGGUCUCAGAAAUCUGAGAUGCCAGAGUGGGUUCGAAAUACGCACAUGGAGGAUGUACCGUACGUGCUCGGAAUACCAUUUGUGGAGGAAGACAACUACACAGAAGAGGACAGGCAGUUCAGCGCUUUCAUAAUGAAGGCCGUUGUUUCAUUCGCACGUGAAGGCAAGCCUAUACCACCUGACGGCAUACAGCAAUGGCCAGUAUUUUCAGCUGAGCAUCCAGAUUUUCUAUGGAUCGAUCAAGGAAACUCCACUGUGCUGGCCAACUUCGUUAAUACCACAUGUCGUCUGUGGAGAAACUUUUUAUAACUGCAGAACAAGGCCGCAGCAAGCCUUCGUUUCGUCGACAUAACUCAUCUUCUUACGUUUAGCUAUCCCUACUUUUGAAAAAAGAGAAAUAGAAAGUGUGCCGUUUACACUGAAGAAUUUCCUCCGAAACUCUGAGUGAUUGCUAAAAUAAAUGCGUCAUGCUU